AUGGUAAACACACAACCUAAAAUCAACUUAUCUGCUUUGCAGAGCGCUCUGCGCCUAGAAGAGGAGAAUUCUAAGCUUAUAGCUGAGGUUACUGAACUUAGAAGGGAGAGGGAAUUGCUCAUUAAGAAAAAUGCUGAACACUUGACUAAGGAAGCGGAGCUUAUGGCUAAAAUCGUGGAAUUAGAACAAUCCGCGGGAAAAAAUGCUGAGAAUGCGAAGUUGAGAGAUGCUGAACUCAAUGCCAGAAUUACGAUCAGCAAAAGAAAACAAAAUUCUGACAUAAAUACAUGUUCGCCUAAGUCUAAACUGUUGGAAAGAUAUAAAGUUCAGGUGACUCCUACGUCCGUAUCAAUAAGCCUCCAGAAGCUUGCUCAUUUAUUUUAUCAGGCAAGUAAUGCAAGGGAAAAUUCGGUCAAUGCAAAACGCAAAGAAAUUUUAUCUUGGGGUCGUUAUUCUGAAAGAUAUGAAGAUAAAAUUAUAGAGCUUAGAACCCAAGAUAACAACCUCACUGAUAAGUUUGCAAGAAAUAGGGUUUAUAAUGAAAUGAAGCCAUACCUUACAGGCUGUGGUGCCAUUCCGAAAGGACCCUCGCUCUGCGAGUCAUCUUCAGAGAUAAAUCCCAAAGUUAGUGUACCACCCGCAUUUCAAAUCUUAACGGAAACUGAGACAAAGUCUCGAAUCUCCGACUCAUCUAUAUCCAUUGAAUCCGCGAAAAAAUUCCAUGACCCAGAAGAAAAACGAGUUCACGUUACUAAAAUGGAAUAUGCCCGGCAUGCAAUAAAGAGCAUAAAAACGAGAAUAUACAAGGCCGGUGGGGGUGAUGGCGAAUAUUUCGGUGAAAAAACCUAUCGACUUGCAUGCUGGCAAUCUUAUCAUAGGGGAGUUCCAAUAGUAACUGUGAAAGAUAAAGUAUCGCACUUCUAA
This is a messenger RNA of Paraglomus brasilianum, 924 nucleotides long. The record is from the annotation of a GenBank genome assembly. Lineage: Eukaryota; Fungi; Glomeromycota; Glomeromycetes; Paraglomerales; Paraglomeraceae.